UCUCUCUCUCUCUCUCCGUUCCAAAACCCUAGAAGGGGGUCUCGCGCUCUCGACGAUCGAUCUGGGCCGUUGAUUCGGCCUCUCCUCCGCGAUCUCCGCUUCUCCCCGAUGAGGCGGAGAGAGAGGGGAGGGAUCCUCGGGCGCGGUCCGAAACCCUAGCGCCACCACUCCGCCGCGAUCCGCUCUCUCUUGCUCUCUACUAUCCGAUUGAGGUCGGGGUUGCCCCAGAUCGGUUUUUUUCUGCAGAUUUUGGGGGUUUUGUAGCUCGAUUUGGGGCCUUCAGCAUCGAUCAUAUCGGUUUUUCGCUUUUUUGGUGCAAAUUAUAAGGUAUAGCUGGGGAUUCGAGAUAUCUUUUUUUGGGACAAUUCAGCGCACAAAGCAUCAAGAGUUAUUGCAACUUGUAGAUGCAAAUACUGUUGUUAAUAAGGACAUUUUUUAAAAAAUAUUUUCUUUUUCACAAAAAUGGGGGCCAACUGCUGUGUGGCUGCAAGGGAUAAACCAUUGACAAGCGGAACUCGGAUCGAAGUUUCUGCUUACAGAAAUGUUAGACGCUCGCCUUCAUGGAGCUUUCGCUGGGACAAUCGCACGCACAUAGAGGAUGUAAUGAAUAAUAAUGCUCAAUUGUCUCAAUACAAUAGUGGAAAUGUUGGUUCUGAGAUUAAAAGCGGGGCGACAACAGAAACUGAUGGCCUCUCUGCUGUUGGAAGUCCAUCAGAUGGCUUUCACACUGUCAAGUGGCGCAAGACUAACAGUCUUACUGGAACAUCUGGGAAAUCUAAAACAGAUGCGCAAGACAAAGAUCACUUUAUAGAAAGCAACUCUUCAGCAGUGGAAAAGGACUCUAUUAGGUCACCAGGAAUAGCAAGCACAGCUUCAGAAAUUAAGCCUUCAAUCUCUUUUCCUUCUACUCCAUCAUCUCUACCCUUCAGGACCACCGAUCCGUCCUCCUCUCGAAGCCAUUCUCUACCGUUUGACCUGACUUCUUCACAAAAAUCCCACCGAUCUCCAACAUACCAACUCUCCCGCCAAAUCUCGGACAGUAGAGUUCCAUCUCUAAAAUCCCUGAACUCGAACAGCUCCCCUGAGGGUAGAAGAAACUCCUUUGUACUCUCCGUCUGUAGCUCUCAUGGUGGCUCUUCUGAUGGCUGGUCUAUGCGGGCUUUCUCCGAGCUUUUGGCUUCUUCGCAAAGAGAGCUCUGGUCGCCGGACAACGAAACCCUAAUUUCCAUAAACAGCAAGGAAACAACAAGGUCAAAUACUCAACAAUUAGCACCGCCGCUUUCCCCUGAUAAGCAGAUAUGUUUAAUUUGCUCAAGAUUUUUAAAGGACAGGUCUCAAUGGAGUAGUCAAAAGAUAGUUUCGACCAAUGAACUCUCUGUGGUUGCUAUCCUGGUUUGCGGCCAUUCCUACCAUGCAGAUUGUUUAGAGAACAUGACGAUUGAAAGCGAUAAAUACGACCCACCUUGCCCUAUAUGCACUCAUGGGGAGAAGUUUGCAGCAAAAUUAUUUGGGAAAAUUGAAUUGAAGGGCAGAAACCGGAUCUCAAGGAGUGCGGUUGUGGAUAGCGAUGUGGGCGGUCGUCAUUCGCUCUCUAAGGAGCAGAAGAGAGGCGAGAGGGGAGCGAGUUCUAGCACGAAGAGUUCGUUCAGUCGGCCUUUCUUAAGGCGGCACUUCUCGCUUGGUUCACGGCCCUCAAGAUCCGCGCAGGAGUGCGAGUGUCCAAGAAAGAAGGGUUUCUGGGCUCGAUAUAUUAGGGAGUGAGCGAAGCUCUUUUGUGGAAGUGGAUAGGUACUUAUUCUUACCAUGGAGUGCGUAAGAAGUCGAUGAAUUUUCUGGUGGAAGCAUGCAAUCUCUUUAACAGAAUCAAAGUGGCAAGAUUUGAAAGAGCAUAUAUUGUAACCAUAUUGAAGUCUAUCAAAGUUCCCCGUAUUGUUCCCAUUUUGGAGACUCAGGUGCGCUCCGCAUGCUAGGAGGUCUUGGGCGCAGAAAUAACCUUUAGGAGAGGUGAGUAGCUACAGCCGAUUUAUGUACCUCAAUUGUCGAGGAGUUAGUCGGUUGAUGGAUAAAUAAUUUAGCCGGUCUUUAAUCAAGGCCAUUAGCUGGGUUGAAUGGUUUAGCCCGGCAUCUUCUGUAGUUCCAUUCUUUUCUUUUAUCUUAGUCGUAACCGCUAAUGUCUGUAGAUCGAUUGUUGUUUCAUUACACACUCUUUCAGCAAAUAGAGUAUCAGAAUUAAUUACCCUCUGUUAAGGAUGUAUUUGAAUUCCCCCCUGGCUUUAAAAACCAGCGGUUGUUUGUUUUCUUUGUGAAUUUAACUAAAUCUGCAUUCGAGUAAGAAUUUGCCAGGAAAUAUUUCUCCUA
Messenger RNA from Ananas comosus (pineapple), 2358 nucleotides. RefSeq lists its product as uncharacterized. Lineage: Eukaryota; Viridiplantae; Streptophyta; Magnoliopsida; Poales; Bromeliaceae. Gene Ontology annotation, molecular function: metal ion binding. The transcript is spliced from 6 exons. Bases 463 to 1761 code for a protein of 432 amino acids. The record is from RefSeq and is a predicted model, not a curated record.